GAUCGCCACGCGCUAUUCCGAGUUCUCGCUCUUAUUAGAGCAAGUAUGUGUCGUUGAUGCACACAGUGAACUGCGGUCGCUCAAUUUCCAUGAACCGAUCGAUUUCAUUUUUUGGGAGCUAGUUAAAGAAGGAUGAAGGAUGCCCCACGUCGGAAUAGACGGCGCGGGUGGCGUUGGAGGAGGUCUCGCACAUUCAGAAAGUACAAGAGCGUCGGCAGCAGCAACGUUGCAGCCGGAUCAUCAACGACAGCAGCAGCAGCAACAGAAAACAGCAUAUGGCACUGGUUGGUUGGCAAUGGGAGCAGCGAGACCCGUUACCAGCAGUUCCGGCAACAAUUACGUUGUUCUCGGCGGCACCAGAUACGGACUGCGACUAUCGCAAGACAGCAUCGUGCAAGCGGCAAAAGUUGGGAAAAGCGACCAGCAGCCGCUGCAUCAGCAGAGCAUGGAAGAGCCGCCGCACAAUCAGCUGUAUCGUAAGCUGCAGUACCGACGAAAUUCGCACGAGAGCGAGCCGCGCGAGCGCCUGAGCGACGGCAAGCUCGCCAGCAACAACGGCAAGCCGCUAAUCUUAGACUUCGCCGCGACGGACUGCUGCCUGAGCUGCAUCGGGCCGAGAUCUUCGCCGUCCCGCGGCUCGCUGACGACGCUGAACUCUCGUAUUCCUCUGUCUUGGUCCAGCGGCAAUAAUAGCAGCAAUAGCAGCAGCACUUGUAGCGCCUCUGGAGCUCAAGCGACGAAGCAGCCGCAGCAGCCACAGCAGCAACCGGCGGUAUCGCGUCAACAUCAUCAUCAUCAUCAUCAUUAUCAUACGGUUGUAGCUCCGAAUUCUAAUAAUAGCGUCCGAUGUUGGCCGAAUAGCAGCAGCAGCAGCAGCAGCAACAGCGGCGGCGGCGGCGGUGGCUGCAUCGAGCAGGCAGCAGUCAGUAGUGGCAGCCAGGGCGGUCUGCACGGCGCGACCACCAAUAGCUCCGUCUCCGUCGUCCCGACUACCUGUGCAAAUCACAACGCUGCCAAUUCCCCGUUAAACUCGUCCUGCUCCUCGUCCUCCUCGUGCUCGCCGCUGCAACCGACGAUAAUAUCCGCCUCGUCGCAGCAGCAUCACACCCUGCCGCGUCUGCAGAUCGCUCAGUGGACCAAACAUCAUAGUUUGAGACUGCAGGAACCGGCGGCGGUAGCGGUGGACCGCAUUCAACGGUUCCGAUGGAGCGGUGGAAACAACGGCAGUGGCGCAAACGCAAAAAAAUCAAAUAAUUCCGGCACCAAAGCCGUGAAGCUGCGCGAGCUGACGGAGAAGCUGAAAGGAUCGGCCCCUGCCUCGGCUCCUGUACCGCCUCCCCGAAGACCAUCGAGAUGCUACGUCUCGUCGCCGGACUCAUCCUCGUCGUCCUUCAGUAUUAGCUCGCAACAGUCCCAACAAUCUCCGGCACCGAACGAGGGUCGCUUUUCGAGCCGCAGCCACACCUUCAGCGAGGGCAGUCCGAACUCGGUGCCGACGCUCGCCCAAGGCUCCAGGCCAUCGUCGGCGACGACACCGACGAGCACGACGACGACUCCUUCCUCGCAUCCACGCCAAUUGUGCCGCAGCGCGAGCAUCGACGAGGAGCGCGACUAUUUCGUGCUCGAUCCUCAAACGAACGUGCUCGCCGGCGGCGCCAAGAGUCCUCGUCAUUCUCGCCAGUACAGCGACUCGGCCGCGGGCAGCAGCUUCGAGGAUGCCUGCACCGAUCACGCGAAGAGCGUCUCGUGCGACGGCGAGCCGCAGCCAACGAGAUCCUCGACGCCGUGGCUCGGAAACGUGCCGACAGGUGGCAAGUUUCGCAGCGCUUCGUUUGGACAAGCCGAUACGAAUUGUGAGCUCGACCGCCAAGUCGCGGCGCAAUCGGUGGAUUAUCGCCGAGCCGUUUACGCUGCCAUGGGUGGCAAUGGGGCCGGCUUGUGUAACGUCGCCAGCAGCGGCCACAACAAAGCCUCGACGUUGCCGCGAUCGGCGCGUCGUUCGCCGUCGCCUCGUCGCGCCACCUCGCCGAGUUUCGUAGACAGCGCCGUUGGCUCGUCGGCCGAGGUUGCCUCCAGCAGUAUCGACGAGGCCCUGCUUUUCCGCCCGAGAAGCGAUGCCUCGGACUCCAUGACCGCGUCGAGCUCAGCAGUCGUGGGUCCCGAGCUCGUCGAUCGUCAGCAACAGCAGCAGGUGCAACAACAGCCCAGAGACUCGACGGAGACGCCAGAGACGAAGGCCAACGGCGAUGCGCGCAAAGAUUGUCCGCACGAGGUGAUAAUCACUCCCCCGCAAGAAGACGCGACGUCGCUAAGCGGCGCGAAACACGACUCUAACAAUCUAGUACAGCAGCAGCAGCAGCAGCAGCCUCAACUAUUCAUCAGACGCUUGAGUCAGGCAAGCGAAGCGAGCGAAGCCCCGAGCGAGUCGGCGGCGAGCUCCGGCGCUGCGGCUAGUCAGGAAGCGACGACAGUCACAGCCGCGGCCGCUCAGGCGGCGUCCGGUCCGACCGGCAAGUUACCGCGUCGCUAUCGCGGCGACACGAGCAAACGCCGCAAAGGCGUCUACAUAACCCAGUGGCCGACCAACGCGGCCAGUGCAGCCAACGCCGCCUCGACCAACGAAUCUUACGAACUCAAGAACAAGCUCUCGACUCAGAGCAGCGAUGAGAGGGACGAGCUGCCACCGUCCGCGACCCCGAGCGACUUGUCAGACUGCGAGGGCCAGACGCCCAGGAGAUACAGCAAACGGCCAUUGCGCGGUCCUUACGGCCAAAUGCUCGAGGCCGAGAUGGCCAAGCCACGCGCGACCGACCUCGUCUCGUUGGACGCCAGCAACGGUGUGAUGCGCCAGCGACGCAAAGUCUCGACCAAUCUGUCCUUCAAUGCCAGCAGCUCGGCGGGCUUCGGCGCGGACCAGCCGCCCGUCCCGUGCCAUCACCGCACGACCUCGAGUCCGAGCAAACUCGAGGGCUUGCCUGGGCCCAGCCCGGAACUCUUGGCCGAGCUCCUCAAGGGAUCCUCGGAACGCGUGGCUCGUGCUCCCCCAAUGCCGGUGUUUCACAAUGCCAGUGAUACACGAACUCACGUCGUCGUUGAGCUUUACGAAACGGAACGUUCGUACGUCGAAGCGCUACAAACAUUGGUCCAUAAAUACCUUCAGCCACUCAAGAGUCCAGAGUAUGCGAAUUUGGUGGAUUCUAACACAGUAGACGAAAUAUUUUAUCAGGUACCGGCGAUACUCAGUCACCAUGAAGUAUUUCUGGAGGAAUUACGCAAGCGUCUGGAGACUUGGGAAUUGCGGCAAACAAUCGGAGACAUUUUCCUCGAGGUGUUCACCAAGCCAGAGGUACUCGAGACUUAUACUCUGUUCCUCGACAAUUGGAAGACGGCUAAGAAGGCCAUCAAAGCCGCCAGCCAGGCAAAGUCUGGCUUUCAACGCUUUCUCGAGACGAUGGAGCGCGAGCACAAAGGAAAACUCGGCCUGGACCAGUUGCUCAUCAAGCCCGUGCAGAAGAUUCCGCGCUACGAGCUGCUGAUACAGCGCCUGCUGAAGCACACCGAGCCCCAGCAUCCGGAUCACGACCUGCUCACGGCGGCCUUCAAGGAGGUGCACGAGCUCGUCGUCAAGAUCAAUUGCACCGAGCGCGAGUCCCUCGAGUGGGAGCAGCAGCAGUCGACCCUCAGAGACGUUCAGGCGCUCGUCGAGGGUCUCGCCGGUAUCGUUACCAAUGAUAGAUCGUUCAUCCGCCACGACUUGGUGAGCAUCGCUUCGAACCAAGGGACGCGCAAGGAGCGGGGUCUCUUUCUCUUUUCGGAUUUCCUCGUCAUUACGAGCAUCAAGCGCAGAAGCGGAACAAUUCGAAAGCCAUCUACGAGCUCUUGUCCAAACAGUAUAGUCGGAUUGCUCGAGGCGAACAAGUACAAGAUGCUCAUGAGAAUUUCAUUAGAUGACUUGGAAGUUAUGAAAGCCAAGGAUGAAAAUUUGAGACGCAUGGCUCAAGAGGUGGAUCAUUUGCGAGACGAUUGUGCAACGCUCAAUCAACUGCAAGAGUUGGCGACAACCUUGCACGGUACCAAAGCACAACUGGAGGAGUUAAUCAAAGACAUGCAGACACAGACGCAAAAGCUAUUGGCCGAGCGUAACGCAGCGCAUUCGCAAUUAGCUUGUCUCGAGUUAACACUCAACACGCAAAACGGCAUGGAAAACAUAUCCGUAGUGUUUGCCAGGCCAGAUAAGCGAGCGAGCUGGGAAGAGAGCUUUAAUGAAGCUAAACAAAAAUUGGCUGCUUCCACAGACCGUCGACCUGUUCCAGAAUUUGUGGGUCCAGUGCCGAUCAGAAAAACUCGAGCCGGCUUACAGUUCACUUGUGCAGCUCCGACUCUAGCUAAUCCUCAAGGUGUUCGUGACGUAUGGGUUUGCAACAGCGACGGCCUGGUCGGUCAAGUUUGCGUGCUGAGUCUCAAUCCGGAGCCACCGCAAGUGACCUCGUGCAACGGCGUCUGCAGCGCGCGUAUUCUCUGCGUCGCCGGUAUCCCUGCCUGCACCUCAGUAUCGCAACGCAAAGCUCCGACGAAUCGCGGCUUAUUAAAUAAAAAAAUUAGACGUGGUGGUGGCAAAUCUAUUAGAAAAACAAAUAGUGGAAAUAUUCAAAUUGACAGUUCCAGUAGUGACGACUCCGAUUCGGAAGACAUUCCAAGCACCGACAAUCCUAGCGCAUCUCGCGAUGCCUCAAAUUCAUCGUCCGCAGCGAACGACGAAGAAUUCAACCAGCCAACCAUGUGGCUCGGCACCGAAGAUGGUUGCAUUCAUGUUUACAAUUGCAGCGAUAAUAUACGAAUUAAGAAAAACAAAAUCAAACUGCAGCAUGGCAGCAGCGUUUACUGCAUAAUUUAUUUGGACAACAAAGUAUUCGUUUCGUUAGCCAACGGUAACAUAAUUGUGUAUUCAAGAGACCAACAGGGUGGCUGGAACACGACAGACUCGGUGAGUCUGACGGUGGGCAGCGUCGCCGCACCCGUCACGAAGAUGCUUCCGGUCUCCGGCAAGCUGUGGUGCGCCACUCACGUCAGCAUCAAGAUCCUGAAUACGUACAGCCUCGAGAUCGAGCACGCGUUCAACGUGUCCAACGACCCGAGCCGCACCGUCUCGUGCAUGUCGAGUUCCGGCAGUCUCGGCGUCUGGAUAGCCCUGCACAACAGCGCCUCGCUCAAGCUGUAUCACGCCACGAGCCACGAGUGCCUGGCCGACGUCAAUAUCGCCCCGGCCGUGACUAGUAUGUUAGUUACAGAUUGCGAUGACAUAAUUAGGCAACACAAGGCCGCUUGUUUGAGGGUAACGUCUCUUUUGGCCUGUAACGAUCUCCUGUGGAUCGGCACCAGCGCGGGCGUAGUUUUAACGCUGCCGAUUCCUCUCAUCAAAGAUAAUACUCAAAGAAUGUCUCAAGCACCCGUAGUCACAGGCAUUCCACACGGACACACCGGAAUCGUGCGAUUUUUGACCUGCGUGGAAAUGCCCAGUCCACCUAAGAGCGAGCCUCGACCCAAGGCAAAUCGCUACUCGUUGAAGGGCAGCAAAUCGCUGACGUCGCAGCACAGCAACGCCUCGGCAACGAACAGCAACAGCAGCACGACCGAACGCGGCAAGCUGCUGGUCAUCUCGGGUGGCGAUGGCUACGAAGAUUUCCGAGGACCUCAGGCAUCUGCGGAACUGCAGGCGGGCCGCGAGGACUCCACCAAUCAUCUUCUGCUCUGGAAGGUUUGAUAGGGGCUAAAGCGACCUGGUCCAGGAAUGGAUCUUGGUGACGACCUAGAAGAGGCCUGCGAGAUCGUUGGUCAUGGUACACCGA
This is a messenger RNA of Trichogramma pretiosum, 5846 nucleotides long. RefSeq names its product rho guanine nucleotide exchange factor 17. Gene Ontology annotation, biological process: actin cytoskeleton organization. Lineage: Eukaryota; Metazoa; Arthropoda; Insecta; Hymenoptera; Trichogrammatidae. The record is from RefSeq and is a predicted model, not a curated record. The transcript is spliced from 25 exons. Gene Ontology annotation, molecular function: guanyl-nucleotide exchange factor activity; protein binding. The coding region runs from base 140 to 5761 and encodes 1873 amino acids.